AUGGAGUCUUGCGUCCCUUCAAGUACCAUAUCUACUGUUAGGAAAAGGCUACUCGAAGAGUUGACUCUGGGUCAGGAAUCCACUAACAUGCUUCGAGUUAUGUUGUGUAAAACUCAGAAGGACAAAAUGUGCAUACCACAGCUAUCUGCUCUAAGCCUGAUGGACAAGAUCUUGGAUUCAUUUGACAAGAUUCUUUCAUUAAUUCUAAACGGUAAUGAGUCGAAUGAUCUGGUCUCUACGAAUGAUCAGGUCUCUAAUGUUCCAGUGAUCGAUUGGUCGCAUUCUGAUGGCCAGAAGUUGGAAGAUUCCCGGAAGCGUACCAGCACUUCAGAGUCCUUAAAAUUUUCGAAACGCAGGAGAUCUUCGAAGACAUGGACAAGAGAGACCAUUGCUGCUUCGUUUGAAGAUGGCCAUGCAUGGAGGAAAUAUGGACAAAAAGGUAUCCACAAGGCCAAACAUCCAAGGAGCUACUUCAGGUGCACCUACAAGUAUGAUCAAGGAUGCCAAGCAAGAAAACUGGUCCAAAAAAUUGAAGAUGAGCCACCAUUAUAUAGGACAACAUACCAGGAGCACCACACUUGUAAGAAGAAUUUAUUUGAAGAAUCUCACAUUAUUAGAGAUAACACAGCAAAAGAUUCUUCCAUCAUCUGGAGAUUCGACUCGCAUGAACCGAACUAUAAACCUAAUGACAUGGUGAUUCCAACAUUGCCCAUAAUUCCACAGGAAAGUAAGGAAAAUCUUCAAAUUUUGCAUCAAAACGAAUCAUCAUCACCAUCUGAUUACUUCAUAUUGCCUGAUCUGACGACAUUUGAAAGUUUCGGGCAGUUCACUGAUUUUUCAUCAGCAUUUGAUCAAGGGCAUUUGAUUUCUUCUGAUAUGGAUGUAGAACAGAUGGUAGGAUCCGUUUUUAAUGAUUUUCUUGAGUUAUGGUAG
Messenger RNA from Fraxinus pennsylvanica, 933 nucleotides. Lineage: Eukaryota; Viridiplantae; Streptophyta; Magnoliopsida; Lamiales; Oleaceae. The record is from the annotation of a GenBank genome assembly.